UGGUCUCUUAUUUUUUCAGAGAGCUGCAUAUAAUGUGCUGACUGUGUUGAUUAAAAUGAUGGAAGACGUAGAUUUUGUAAGAAAUGUAUCUGGGCUUCAAUUUACACUUUGUAAAUCAUUACUAGACAAUUAUAAACAAGUUAUACCACAGUUUUCUUCUUAUUAAUGAGUUACUACCAGUUAUAAGUGGCAAAGGGAGCCUUAUUGUAAAGUGGGACCACUAAAAAAGUAAAAUAUGUCCAAAAUGGAGAAUGUUGUUUGUUUCUUGGUGGCUUUGUUUUUCAGAUAGGUAGAAAAGUAGCAAGACAAUUGUAUCAACCGCUCAUCCUCAAUAGUGUGUCUCUGUGGGAAGUGAGACCUCGUUCGUCAUUAAUCAUGUGUUUUUCUGAGAAUGAUACAAGCCUUAAAGCUUCAGUGGUCGCCGCUCUUUGUUCUUGAUGUAUAGCUCAGAACAUUAGUUUAGUCAUGAACUGCGGUUUUUGGCAAAAAUAACAUGAUCAUGAGUGCAAGUGGCCAUGAUAAGGUUCUUCUGCUGGGUUCCUGGGUUCCUUCUCUGUUAAAGGAGGAGGAGUUCAGAGAUCCAGGUCACGAGGGGUCAGCUGAGGUGAUCUGGGCAACAGAUCCAUAUGGUCAGCUCCCGUGCAAACGGGUUUCAGACACAUUGCAAUGGGCAGAGAUCCUGGGGCAGAAUCAACAAAUGCUGGAGUAUUUCUCAUAUUUACCAAACAAAUGCUUCAACCGAUUUCGGUUCAAAAGUUCAAAGACAUGCAUAUGGUGUGUGACUUUUUGUUUACUUAUGUGUGUCCUGCAGUGUACUGGCAUCCAACUCAGUUAUACCCCAGACUUACGGCCUGUGCUAUCUGGAGUAGACACCAGGCAUUGAGCAGGGUAAGCACUACGCAGUUAAAAGAUGGAUGGGUUUAAUGGAUCAGGUUUUUUGACGUUUAUUGCCACUAGAUGGAGAGGAACUCCAUCCAAAUACAGGGGAACAGCUUAGCACCAAUUCAAUGCAAUACAUUGAAUUGACACUAGGAGUCACCGUUUAGCAUACAAUCAACAACAAUGACAUUGUGGAGUAAAGUUGAAAUUGAGUAUUAAAGGGCAGCGAGAGGCCAGAAGCUUAAGAGAUACCAGACUCACGUGUCUAUGUCAUGCCUAUCAUAAAAAAAUGCAGCAGUUUGAGCAACGCUAAUUAAAAAUUCACAUUUAAGGUGAAUUUUAGCUGGAGUUUAAAUGUUCAGAAUGGGCCGGAUUAAGAACACAUGCUUUCAGGAGUUUCUAAAUUAAUUACCAGGUGAAAGGAUAUAAACAGGGACAGUAUUGAUAUUAUUGCAAUGCAUGUAAUUCAACAGCAAUCUUAUCAAUGUAAGCUCAGGGUUCAUUUGCUUGUGGAAACACGUAGGUUUUAGAUUUCAGUCUGUUCAUGGGCGAGAUGCAUUACUGUGCACCACUAGUGCAGGUUUUUAAGUUACAUUGGUGUGGUAUAUUGAAAAAGGUACACUGCUAACACGUGAACUUUAUUACUUACUAGUUUUGUAGUUUGUACUAAAUAUCCCUGAAAACAAGCGCUUUAUUGGAACUUGCCUUAAAGGUAUACAUGUUCAAAGUUACACGCAGGUCUUACAUAUUUAUGCUGUGUCUAGGAAUGGAGACAAACAUUAGCUGAAACCAAAAAAACAUUUUUCACAAAUAUUUCAGAGCGGUAUCACAAUUUACAAAGAGAAGGAACCAAAUUACAAGCACCAGGACUAAUUCAGGUCUAAUAAAGCUGAAAUUACUGAGGUCACCGAGCAGAUACAUUUUGUGGUGUUGUCUUAAGUCAUGUAUUUAAACAGUGCUGCUAUAAUGCCACUGGGUGAGGAAGAACGCCCUGAACAUGGCCACAGAAAUUGACUUUAAAGGCAGAGUAACGUUAGCAGUAGACAGAGGCAGACUGACUUUAAAGGCAGAGUAACGUUAGCAGUGGACAGAGGCAGACAACAGAGAUGACAAAGAAAGGGACGACUAAGGAUAACUGAGAAGAGGAACGAGUCUAAACACAAUGAAGGGCUUGUUUAUUGGCACCUUGGUUAUACAGUAAUCCCCGGACUCACCUAAUUGAUGGGGGGGGGGGGAGUCACUUGACAGUGUUCAUGACAUUAUGGAAUGAGAGAGGAGGAGGAAGAGAACGAGGGAUUGACGGUGAGGAGGAAAGGCAAGUGGAUGAGAAGUAAAGUAACUUUCAGAACACAGGCGACAUAAUGAAAGUGGGGGAGAACAACAGUAGCAUUUUUUUAUUUUAAUGAGAAGAGGACUCUGGAGAUCACUUUGGAGACUUUAUACUGGGCACAAGGCUCAAACUCCGAUGGCCUGAGCAAGCUUGACAGGAAGGCAAGAGCAGAGCAUCGUGAUGGUGCCGUCGAUCGCGGAUCCUGAAAGGCAGAGACCGCUUCAGACUGUGGACGGGGAUGCAGUGGCCCGCCGAGCGCCGAAUUCCCGCAGAACACUGUCUCACUCCAUCGAGGAAAUCUUACGGAAACCAUGUUUGGCCAGGCAGCCUGGCAGGAACACUCCUACUCUGUGUGUAGGAGUGCAAAUCGUACAAGAAACUCAGCGGCCAGCUGCCCAGUCAGAGAGGCGGCCGGAGAGAGGCACUGCGCCGUGUGAGAUCCGAGUCACAGGGAGCGCCCCACCUGACCUGGCAACAAGUCAGACACUCACCCAUACAGGCCCCCCAGGAGACAAAGCAGAGAGCUGGGGACCUGCAAAGGGGAACAGGCAGGGGGGCAUGCCCCCCCAGGCUCCAGCAGCGGGACGGAAGGGCGGCCGGCGGGCAAGAACCACCUUCACUCCAGACCAGCUGCAGGAGCUCGAGAACGUCUUCAGAAACACACACUACCCAGAUGCCAUGACCCGAGACCUACUGGCCACACGUACACAGCUCUCUGAGGGCCGUGUUCAGAUCUGGUUCCAGAACCGCAGAGCAAGAUGGCGGAGGAGUGAGGCCAAGGACAACCCAGGUGAUGAAGACCUUGCAGGGGAAGACCCAGUGUCUGAACCCACAACUUCCUGUAGACAAAACAGGUGCUUCUGUCUGCCUUCUUCUUGUGAUCUUCUACCUUGGUCCACUCCCUUCAUCCACAAGACUGCCAUCAUGGACUUACCCGCACCCCCUGGACACUUCUCCCACUCUUCCUCUAAGCUCCGCCCACCUACCAUAAUAUAUCCACUCCCCCUGGCCCUCGCACACACCUCGAUUAGCCCCCCUGCGACCUACCCAUGGGGAUGCUUCGAUGUGAUUGACUCCCACUGGGGCACAAUGCGAGGCGUGAACUAUUGAUCUGAUCAUCGUCCACAUGCAUUGCAACACAAAGUUUCCAUGUUGAUGAUGCUGUAUCAUUAUGAGUAGCGAUUUCCAUCUAUGUGUAGAUUGUACUGCAUCGCUACAUGCCAGUGUUUGUCUUUGGUUAGUUGUGUUUAAAUGUCUUAAUGAGGCAGUAAUAUUAAAAUAAGAAUUGGUGUGUUUAUCCAGGUAAAUUACAUGGUUGUUUUUGUAAAUAAAUAUGAAUUUCUAACCUUUGUGCAUAUAAGUU
Molecule: messenger RNA, 3572 nt
Organism: Paramormyrops kingsleyae
Lineage: Eukaryota; Metazoa; Chordata; Actinopteri; Osteoglossiformes; Mormyridae
Biological process (GO): regulation of transcription by RNA polymerase II
Molecular function (GO): RNA polymerase II transcription regulatory region sequence-specific DNA binding; DNA-binding transcription factor activity, RNA polymerase II-specific
Source: RefSeq, a predicted model, not a curated record